Molecule: messenger RNA, 1325 nt
Organism: Poecile atricapillus (Black-capped chickadee)
Lineage: Eukaryota; Metazoa; Chordata; Aves; Passeriformes; Paridae
Product: protein BTG1-like
Exons: 2
Coding region: 230-700 (156 amino acids)
Biological process (GO): negative regulation of cell population proliferation; negative regulation of mitotic cell cycle
Cellular component (GO): cytoplasm; nucleus
Source: RefSeq, a predicted model, not a curated record
GAAUGAGCGCCGGGCCGGGCGGCGAGCGGGGCCGCGUCCAGCCGCUGCCACCGAGCGCUGCCCGGCGGGGCGGGCUGUCCGUGUGUCGGGCUGUCCGUGCGUCCGGCCGGUCCCGCCCCACCGCCAGCACAACAAACCCGCCCCGUCCCGCCCGCGCCGUGCGGCUGUUGCGCGGAGCCGCCCCCGGCCGCGGGGGCCGGGCCGGGCUGGCAGCGGGGCCGGGGCGGACAUGAGGACCGAGAUCUCCACGGCGGCCGCGUUCGUGACCCGCCUCCUGCGGGCCGCCGGCGGGGUUGGCGAGGAGCAGCUGCGGUGCUUCCGCGAGUGCCUGCAGGAGGCGAUGCGCGAGCACUACAAGCACCACUGGUUCCCCCUGGUGCCCUCCAAGGGCUCCGGCUACCGCUGCAUCAGGAUCAACCAUAAGAUGGACCCCUUGAUAGGAAAAGCGGCGGGGAUGAUCGGACUGAGCCACGAGAGGCUCUUCCAGCUCUUACCCAGCGAAUUAACGCUGUGGGUCGACCCCUUCGAAGUGUCCUAUCGCAUAGGUGAGGACGGGUCUAUCUGUGUGCUGUACGAAAGCCCCCAGCCUGGGGGGAAGGCGGCCAAACAGCUGGAGAGCAGGACCAGCUGCAAGGAGGAGUGGAGAAUUGGCAGAUCCAGCCCUUCCAAGAGUUACAACAUGAUGACGGUUUCUAGUUAAAAACGACUCUUCCCUGUACGCUGUUGUAUGUAUCCCAACCUCGUGGUAAAGUUAGAUGUAACCGAGCUUUUUUGGUUUUAGUUAUUUUUUUCACCCUAUAGUCAUUAAAGUCGUGGUAUACUGCCAAGUUCUUCGUAGCCAAGGGCUAAAUGUAUAAAGCAGUUCUUUAUGCUGCAUGUUCCUUUCUGGGUUGUGUCCUGUAAAUGCUCUGUACAGUCGGUGGAUUGUUUUACACAUUUAUAUUUUGGAAAAAGUUUUGCCUAUUUGUAAUAAAAAGCAGUAUUGUAGCACUCUUUAUGAUGGGUUUUAGUCAAAAUUGGUACUUGCUAAAAAAAAAAUAAAAUCUGCAGUUUGCAAUAACACAAAGGGGGAGUGGGAAACUAACAAACUGCACGUGAAUCUUUCCAGUGAUUUGUCUGCACAGACUUCUCUCAGGGUCAUUCAAGUUUGACUGUGAGGCACAAAUCACAGAAAUAACUCUUAAUUUUUCCUUUUUCAAAGCAUGCAUUUAUUUGAGGGCUGGGUUCCAUCACACCCCAAUAUUUUAGCAAAAAGAAGUGGGGAAUUAGUUGUCUUGUUAUCUCCAGUUAUGGGAGUAGGAAAAUAAAGACUUGCUUAAAAUGCU